AGAGUCUAGGACUUGCCUUCUUCCCAUAAUGAGAAAAUCCCAAGUUUCAAUCACCUAGCUUCAAAUUAAGUUUUUAUUCAUCUUUCUUUUUUUUUCUUCUUUUUUCCCAUAUAUUAUCACCAUGGCACCGCCAAAUGGAGAGUCUAUUGCUAGCUCCUACACUCAGACCAGCAGCUUCAACAAGCAGCCACCACGUCUCUCCACCGGUACUGGCCUCCACCGAACAGUGUCUGACAUCUCAUCAGAGCUGAGCAAAGAGAUGAUGGAAAAUAUUAUUGAACUUCCACCAAUAUCAGAGGUGGAAGAUGCAAAGUGUGAGUGCUGUGGCAUGAGUGAAGAGUGCACUCCCGAGUACAUUGACCGUGUUCGUGGCAUGUUCUCCGGGAAGUGGAUAUGCGGGUUGUGUGGUGAGGCAGUGAAGGAAGAGAUGAAGAAGAAUGGAGGGAAAAGCGAAGAAGCUUUGAGUGUUCAUUUGAGUGCAUGUGUUAGGUUUAAUAAGCUUUUUAGGGCUUAUCCUGUUCUUUGCCAAGCUGAGGCCAUGAGAGAGAUCCUGAAGAAAAGCACAAGGUUGGAAGGUAAAGGGAUUAGGGUUAAGUACUCUAUGAAAAAAGGUGGGAUAGCAAGGAGCUCAAGCUGCAUUUCAGCUAUUACCAGAUAGAUGAAUGACCUAACUCUGGCCAAUUGAUGCUCUCUCUCCUGCUUCCACAUGGGACAUGGUUUAAAUUAUAUAGUAUGAACCCUAGUCUUUUUACUAAUAUAGCUUUUAAGUUACCCUUUAGGAUUUUUGAGUUGGUCCAAACUCUUACCAUAUAUAUAUAUAUAGCUUUUAAGUUAACCCUUUAGGAUUUUUGAGUUGGUCCAAAGUCUUACCAUAUAUAUAUAUGUAUAUAUAGCUUUUAAGUUACCCUUUAGGGCUUUUGAGUUGGUCCAAACUCUUACCAUAUAUAUAUAUAUAUAUAUAUAUAUAUAUAUAUAUAUAUAUAUGUAUGUUUGUAUUAUCAACCUAGAGUACUGUUUCUUAUUUAAAGUUAUAUUUGCCUUUUUUUUCAGUAUUUUAUUAUAAAAUGUUCAAACUUCUAAUGUACAAAUUACCAAAGGGCGCAAUUCCUUUUGGAUUUAUGAAACUAGGUAAUAUAUUUAAGUCUAAAUAUCAUCUUUAAUAAAUUGUUUACAGUGCUAGUCAUGUUGUUGUUAAUUACUGUCUCAAAUUGUUUGGUGAAUUAAUUUUAUAUAGUGAUGAGCUAGCUUCCAGAUGAUAACCAGAAGAGAGCUUGUUGUUGAGAUGUUGCCGACUUAAGAGCAUGAGUAAUGCUACUUAAAUACUCGAGAACGUAGAA
Molecule: messenger RNA, 1337 nt
Organism: Cornus florida
Lineage: Eukaryota; Viridiplantae; Streptophyta; Magnoliopsida; Cornales; Cornaceae
Exons: 1
Coding region: 122-658 (178 amino acids)
Source: RefSeq, a predicted model, not a curated record